Molecule: messenger RNA, 2442 nt
Organism: Talaromyces marneffei
Lineage: Eukaryota; Fungi; Ascomycota; Eurotiomycetes; Eurotiales; Trichocomaceae
Exons: 4
Coding region: 1-2442 (813 amino acids)
Molecular function (GO): protein binding
Source: RefSeq, a predicted model, not a curated record
AUGGCCUGGCAGUCUCCUUCUGCCAUGGCUGGCAGCGGAGGAGGACUCGGGGGUGCUCCAGGUGAGGGGAUGCCAAAUCAUCCUCACCCACAAGGGACGGAGUACACAUUACAAGGGGUCAUGCGCUUCCUUCAAACCGAAUGGCAUCGUCACGAGCGAGAUCGCAACGCUUGGGAGAUUGAGCGUGCAGAGAUGAAGUCUCGGAUUGGACGAUUGGAGGGCGAUUUACGAACAAGUAAACGAUUACAUGAGUCUUUGGGGAAACAUGUCAAAAUGUUGGAGAUUGCCUUGAAAAAAGAGCGGGAAACGGUCCGCAGUCUACGCAAUGGAGAGAAGCUCGAGGAGAUUCGCGACCCAAAGGAAGUCGCCAGAGAAAGUCUGAAGCAUAUUUCGCAGACUAACAAAACUCAAACGGCUUUCCUAGUCCCAGAACUGGAGAACGAUCCAGCUCAUGCCGACUUUCGACAGGAUGCGGAACGCGAAAAGUCCCGUGUAUAUCUAAGCAAAUGUGCCCAAGAGGUCUCAUAUCAUGUUAUUCCCGCCUCGCAUCCGCCGCCAGAGUUCACAAGCCAGGAUUUGCAGGGCAAUCUAUACGGAGAACAACAGUUACCACAGCAAAGCCUUGAGGAGGCAUACCACCAACAGAGACAGAAACAACAACAACAGCAGCAGCAGCAGAACAAUAUUAUGGUUCGUGAAUCCGCGAUGCAGAACCACCAGUCUAUGCCAGCGAAUUAUGCAGAAAACCCUCGAUCAGCCAUUUCAAUAGCUCAUGCUGAGCGUCGAAACCUUGCCUCCCAGACCCAAACAAAUGCCGUUGAAAAUUUUCCUUCUGACGAUUUGAGUAACAAAGGCAACUCAGAUGAGUCUAGUCUAGCCCGCUCUUCCCAAGCUUCCCAGCAACAAAAGCCCCAGGAUGCCCCAUCAGAGACUGGUGGCUGGAACUUUGAAGAGGCCGCUCCGACACCUGACGUGCAAGUCGAUUCAAUACCGCAUCAUCGACCAGACACAGAUGCGUUUCCUAAGGCCAACUUUGUGCCAGCCAAAUCACCCCCACGCGGAUCUCACCGGCGUAAGAGCUCGGGCGCGACAAGGCGAAAAAGCGAAGGUGCUAUAGACAGAGAUUCAAGUGCAUUACAACAGAACAUUGACUCUACAUUCAAAGUACGGUUUGCUCUUCGUGGCCAUCUCGACGUUGUACGAUCGGUUAUCUUUACUGGUGGCGGUAGUCCAUCAGAACCUGAGAUAUGUACUGGUAGUGACGACGGAACCAUCAAACGUUGGAUACUUCCAGCUUCGUAUGGUAGUUUCGGACCUGGUGCCGGCAACGACCUGGAUAUCACUAGCUAUUUCACACAUCGUGGCCAUGUUGGUGCCGUCACCUCGCUUGCCGCUUGUCCUGCCUCGCCGAAUUUCUCAAACGGUGGUCGUGCUGUAGGUGACGGAUGGGUCUUCUCAGGUGGACAGGAUGCCAGCAUUCGAGUCUGGGAGCGUGGCCGAGUUGAUCCAAAAGCAACUUUGGAUGGCCACACAGAUACCGUUUGGGGGUUGUGCAUCUUACCUGGUACAGCAGGGUCGGUAUUCGGAGAUGUUUGCAGCAAUUAUGGCGGCCCCGAUCGCAUUUUGCUGGCUUCUGGUGGUGCCGAUGGCCGUAUUAUCGUCUGGGCUGUGAGCGCACCGCCACAAGUCACAUCUCCUCAACCCGGCGCUCGGCGAGGUGCCGGCGGCCGUCGAGCCAAUUCAAUCUCUUCUGGAUCCAACUUCCCGUCUUCUCCACAGCCUCACACAACUACUAGUACAGUCUUCCACUAUACCAUUGUCCACAAUAUCGUCCGAACCGAAUCCCCAUCACCAACAUGUAUCAGUCCAUUGUCCCUUGCGGGAGUGAACUUUGUGGUUUCGUACAGUGAUGCAUCUAUCCUCGUCUAUGAUACCAGGACAGGCGAGGAGGUUGUCGGAAUGGCCAGUUUGGAAACAUAUGAUGGAACGCCGUCAACAGGUGUUAACUCUGUCGUGACUUCUACCAUUGGUUUUGACGGAACGGCCAGUCUUGACCCGAACCGAGCCUUGACAGAAGAAGAGGCAGUUGUUCAUGGAGCAACAGGAACGAGCGGUGGCGUGGAGGGUGUCAUUAUCAGUGGCUACGAGGACAGAUAUAUCCGAUUCUUUGAUGCAAACAGCGGACAAUGCACGUAUACCAUGCUAGCCCACCCCUCUGCCAUUUCAUCUCUGUCCUUGUCACCCGAUGGUCGCGAACUCGUCUCCGCCGGACACGAUGCAAGUCUACGGUUCUGGUCGUUGGAAAAGCGAAGCUGCACCCAAGAAAUCACCAGCCACCGAUUAAUGCGUGGAGAAGGCGUAUGCUCCGUUGUCUGGAGCCGCGAUGGCCGAUGGGUAGUCAGUGGAGGAGGUGAUGGAGUUGUCAAAGUAUUCUCUCGAUGA